CUAGGACAGAGGAGUCGGCUGAUGUGGAGGGAAAGGGCCUCCAGAUCUAUAAAGCCUGUCCUCACCUAGAGCUGCUGAGGAUUGUCCCAGACUGCCACCAUCACAGUGUCACAGCCAGGGCUCCAGACCACCAGCAGCAUGGGCCCCCGGUUCCUCCUGGCUCUGUUCCUUGUCCUCCUGGUGUUGGGGUGCGAGGGCCAGGGGGCCAUGCUGCCCCAGGAAGAUGAGCCGGUCGCCCCAGCUCUGCUUGAGAAGGUUCAGAAAUCCCUCUUCAGUUACUGGGAUUCAGCCAGAGCAGCCGCACAAGGCCUGUACGAGACGACAUACCUGACCAGUGUAGACGAGAAACUCAGGGACAUGUACAGCAAAAGUUCAGCAGCCAUGAGCACUUACGCGGGCAUCUUCACAGACCAGCUCCUCACGCUCCUAAAGGGAGAGUAGAGCUACCCCGGCCGCAUCAUGGGGAAAGGGAGAACCCAGGGUUUGAGUCCCCAUUGGCUCUCCUCACCUGUUCAGGAUGGGAUGGAGUUCCACUGUUUCCUCCACUGUUAUCUUUCUGCACCCAUCUGUAGCCUGGAUUCUUUCAGUGAAGGAAUAAACCAAUCCAAGUUU
Jaculus jaculus (lesser Egyptian jerboa) is the source of this 612-nucleotide messenger RNA. RefSeq names its product apolipoprotein C2 (gene Apoc2). NCBI's taxonomy places the organism in Eukaryota, Metazoa, Chordata, Mammalia, Rodentia, Dipodidae. Gene Ontology annotation, molecular function: lipoprotein lipase activator activity; lipid binding; phospholipase binding. Gene Ontology annotation, biological process: high-density lipoprotein particle clearance; positive regulation of lipoprotein lipase activity; positive regulation of phospholipid catabolic process. The transcript has 4 exons. The coding region runs from base 139 to 441 and encodes 100 amino acids. The record is from RefSeq and is a predicted model, not a curated record. Gene Ontology annotation, cellular component: chylomicron; very-low-density lipoprotein particle; spherical high-density lipoprotein particle.